UACUCGGCCUGUUCGGUAAUCUGGCACUGCCUAUCAGUCUAUUCUCACACAAAAUAUAUUUAUUGUAUAUAUUUAUUUUUUGGCGAAGUUCUGUUUUUAUCUUUUAGGAAAUUAUCCAAUGAACGGUUUGUAACAGUUGCCUAUUCUGUAGUGCCGAGUCUGCUGAAGUUGCUUGUUGCGGAUUGUUGCGGCGAGGUGUGUUGUCAUCUGUGUCACAUGGUGUUGGUGGCAUUUUUGAAAGAAAUACCUAAUAUAUAGUGUUUCCAAUCAACGAUUAUACUUGAGUGUGUUACAGAAAAUGGAUCUGGUAAAAUCUUUGGGAAUUCGUACAAUUGAGGCUGUGAUAGUAUUUUUCCUCGUUACCUUUUUACCUGGUUUUCCACCUAAUAUGGAAUUUACUGCUUUUAGUGUUGCUCCAUCAAUGCCCCUUAAAGGUACCUUGGAACUAAACACAAAAUUAAACAAUGCGGAACGUUUAUUAGAUGGCGAUAUCAAGGGUCCUGAACACAUAGUAGCCUAUAAUGGAGAAUUAUAUACUGGCAUUCAUGGAGGAGAGAUUGUGAAAAUAGUGAAUGGCAAAUUUGUGCCAGUUGUAAAAUUUGGAAGACCUUGUGCUGGGCUUUGGGAAGAGAGUGUUUGUGGAAGACCUCUUGGUUUCCAAUUUGAUAAAAAUGGCAAUAUAUAUGUUGCUGAUGCAUAUUAUGGAAUCUUCAAGUAUGAAAUGAGAACAGGUACAUCAACCACUCUCGUAUCUAUCAAUGAAACAAUUGAUGGAAAAACACCGAAACUUCCAAAUGAUGUAGCUGUUGCCAGUGAUGGAACAGUGUACUGGACAGACUCCAGUACAGAAAUUACCCUUGAGGAUGGUGUUUAUGCUUGCUUGGGGGAUGGCAGUGGCAGGUUACUGCGUUACGAUCCUAAAACGCACACAAAUGAAGUGUUAAUGUAUAAUAUGCACUUUCCUAAUGGACUUGCCUUGUCACCAAAAGAAGAUUAUUUGUUGAUGUCAGAGACUGUGAGGAGUCGUAUUCACAAGUAUUAUUUGAAAGGCCCAAAGGCAGGAACUUCUGAAAUUUUUAUAGAUGGAUUGCCAGGAUUACCAGACAAUUUGAAGUCUCUUGGAGAAGAAGGCUUCUUAGUUCCCUUGGUAAUGGCCCGGGACUCUGAAAACAUUCUUAUCUUCCAAUUAAUGGGCCCAUAUCCUCUGCUUCGAAAAUUUUUUGCAAGAAUACUUGCUGCUAUUGAAGUUCCUUUGCAGUAUGCUCACAAAUUCUUCCCGCAUUACUACCUUCAGAGAGCUAUUCACUGGCUUGGUCAUUUUGAAUCUGUGUCUGCAAUGAGCCCAAAACGUACAACGAUCUUACAUCUUGAUCUGGAUGGUAAUGUUGUUGAAAGCUUUCACGGCAAUGAUAGUACAGUGUCUGGCAUAUCAUCUGUUGAGAUCUUUGAAGAUGCUUUUUAUUUGGGAUCCCCCUACAAUACUUACAUUGGUCGUGUAAAACUUCCCCUUACUCUAAAGAAAACUCCUGUAAAGUCUGUCAAGGAAUAAGGGAAAGAACAGUGUCUCUCUUGCAUUGUAUUCAUUGAUGCAAAUGCUCAUGUAUAUCUGGUCAACAUGUUAUUGGGUUGUGUUGAAUAGUUUAAUAUGGCAGGCUGUAUUUAAGUAGGUAUUAAGUGUUGUUACAUUAUUACCAUUGUUUUGUUAAUUUAUGUAGUAUUUCUCUUAAAUACAUAUUGUUAGCCUAAUUAUAAAUAUUUGAAUGGUUGUGAAUAUUUCUAUGAGAAAAAUCUGAAAGUUCCUUUCAUGGUAGUUGGAAGUUUAGUAUUGAUGAGGAUUGCUGAAUCUUUAAAAGGAAUCCACCAACAUCAGAUCACUUUUCUCUUUUAAAGACCAAUUUUGUCAUUGCAUUAUUCUUAGUCUAAGAAUGUUUAAGUAAGGGAAAAUGGCAAGUUGAAAUGUUAUCCCAUCAUUGUUACUUAAUGAUAAAAUGUUUGUUUUCAAAGUUUCAGAUAUAUAAACAAAGCAGAAUUCAGAAUUUCUCAAGUAUAAAUAAUGUGCUCUUUGUAAGACUGACCUGUCUCCCAUGUAUUUAAGAGAUUAGAUUACUCGUUAUGGACAGGUGUAUAGUACUUUUAAGUGUUUGAUAUCAAAGUUUUUAUGUUUUGUUAUAAUCAUUAAAUUUAGGGUUACAAAGAUUUAGACUGCUGUAUUAAUACAAUGUAUUAAUAAAAUUUCAAAAAACUUA
Messenger RNA from Gryllus bimaculatus (two-spotted cricket), 2246 nucleotides. The record is from the annotation of a GenBank genome assembly. NCBI's taxonomy places the organism in Eukaryota, Metazoa, Arthropoda, Insecta, Orthoptera, Gryllidae.